AUGCUUCUAGUUUAUUUAACUAUUUCUGGCAUAUUUAUUGGUCUCAAUGGAUUUGAAACAUGUGUGGACAAAUUUUGUCCUUUGGGGACAUAUUGUGAGGAACGAGACAUUGUCCCAUGCGUAAAGCCACCAUGUCGACCGUUACUUGUUUGUAUGCCUGAUAAUACUAAAGGCUGUAAAAGUCAUCCACCAUGUCCAGCUGGUCAAGUAUGUGCCGAAAAAUUGGUACCAUGUAUUGGCCGAUCAUGUCGAAAAAUUGCAAAAUGUGUUCCACCAGGAACAUGCGAUGCAAUGGAAUGUCCUCCAUCACAUAAAUGUAUAAUGAAUCCUGGACCAACAUGCAUCAAAACAAUUUUAUCUGCUGAAGAUAUUGCCAGAAUGAACGAACAAAUCCACUAA
Messenger RNA from Brugia malayi, 399 nucleotides. RefSeq lists its product as uncharacterized. The transcript has 5 exons. Bases 1 to 399 code for a protein of 132 amino acids. The record is from RefSeq and is a predicted model, not a curated record. NCBI's taxonomy places the organism in Eukaryota, Metazoa, Nematoda, Chromadorea, Rhabditida, Onchocercidae.